This is a messenger RNA of Topomyia yanbarensis, 7036 nucleotides long. It is a transcript of the gene Cad89D, whose product is annotated as cadherin-89D. The transcript has 10 exons. Gene Ontology annotation, cellular component: plasma membrane; catenin complex. Gene Ontology annotation, molecular function: calcium ion binding; cadherin binding. Gene Ontology annotation, biological process: homophilic cell-cell adhesion. The coding region runs from base 875 to 6751 and encodes 1958 amino acids. The record is from RefSeq and is a predicted model, not a curated record. NCBI's taxonomy places the organism in Eukaryota, Metazoa, Arthropoda, Insecta, Diptera, Culicidae.
UUUGCCGAAGCAUAUGGAGAAGAUCGAAUUCUAUUGUCGGGGUUUUGCUAGUUCGUUGUGUCCGAGAUUCAGACACGAAGAGCUCCGGAAGGGACAAUAUUUGAUUGCAAUAAAAGUGAGUAAAUAAUUGCAAAUCGGAGACCAGUAUCUCGUUUGCUGCAGUUUGCUAUAAUUUAUCAAUUGUCUGGCAAUCGAAUAGAGCUGAGAACGAGCCGGUUGGGCUGUUCCCACAUAGUACUACUGUUUGUAUUGUGUAUGGUGGAAAUGCGCUGGAUACCGAAGCGGAAUAGGGCAUUUUGUUUACAUUUAACCAACAGUGUGAAAUGUUGUAAUUACUGGAAAGUGAUGGGAACAGUACAAUACUAAAGCAUUCAGUUUAUCGGUUUCGAUGGCGCACACUCACCUAAUUCCCGCUUAGUAUGCAAACAUCGAAAAACGACAAUGUCUACCGUCGAUUGAAGACACAAUCGCCGGUGGUGAGUUUAGUAUCAAAACAAAAAACUACUUUCAAUUGUGGUGUAUAUGUUUGCUGUUUCUUCCUUCAGUGCGGGAACCGAACACAAAUGGCCAUAAAUAAUCGAGCAACGCGAAAAUCAUAUGCAUAAUAAUAUAUUUCAUGAUACUCUUUUUCGCCGCCCUCGCGUUCAAGAAUGGUAUUGAGCAAUGCUUUUUGCCUACUAGCCAUUAAAAAAUGAUAUUCGAAUGUACGUUGUACCCACCAUCUAUGACAUAUGCUCGAGGGAAAGGAGUAGGAACUGUAUUGCUGCCGGAUAAAAAUGCCGCGUCGAAAGAAGAGUGAACGACCAUAACACGAAAGGUAUUUGCAGCAUGCAAACUCUACUCCAAAAGCAAUCUGCGAACGAAAUCCGAUGGCAUGCAGUUCCUACGGCUGAAGGAAGACUUUCCGGUGGGCGGAGAAAUUGUGUCCCUGUAUGCCUUCCCGCGCAAUUCGAUCUUGAUCGCACGGACGGAAAACUCCAGCGACGGGGAAUACUUUCGACUGAAGGAGGUCAACAGCACCGUUGUCAGUGUGAUCCUGAACCGGAGCCUCGAUGAUCUGGUGGAUAGUGACAGUCCUCAGAGUAUACUGAAGUUUAGCGUGUUUUGCAGUGGGACGGCGAUGAAGACGGAUAACCAGUCGUCAUUUUUCACCAUCACUGUUUACAUAGAAGACAUCAACGAUAAUGAUCCCGAAUUUAUCAAUCUACCGUACGCGCUGACGCUGGACGAAUCAACGCCAAUUGAGACGGUGGUGUUUAAUAGAAUUAAGGCAAUUGAUCGUGAUAAGCCAAACACGCCGAAUUCCGACAUUGAGUACUCGAUCGCACCGAAGCAGCUCAAAAGCGGCGACUUCCCGUUUCGUCUGGAGAGCGCGCAACGGCCGAAACUGAUCCUGCAGCGGCCACUUGACUUCGACUCCGGUCUGCACUCGAUGAGUGUGCUGGUGUACGCGCACGAUCGUGGGAAUCCGUCGCGAUCGGCCAAUGCCACCGUCAGGGUGACCAUUCGGGACAUCGACGAUCUCGGGCCGAUCUUCACGCGGACGAUCUAUCGUACCAAACUGAAGGAAUCGUUUCCAAUCACGGGUAAACCAGUUCACGUGCCAAUCUACUUCGAUCCGCCGAUCGCAGCGUUCGAUCAGGACUCGCUGAAUGCCACCCUGAUCUACAGCAUCGUAAGCGGGAACGAACGCAAACUCUUCUGGAUGUCGUCGGAAACGGGAACGCUCUUUCUGCAGAAGGAGAUUGAUCUUGAAGCGGAAAGUCUACCGGAUAAUACGAUCACUCUACAGAUCGAGGCUAGACAAGCCAAUAACCCCUCGAAAGCUGCUUUGGCUAGAGUCGACCUGGAAAUCAUUGACCUCAACGACAACCUGCCGGAGUUCGAGGUCGAUCUCUACAAUAUCUCAAUCAUCGAAAAUCUCCCGAAGGGCUUCAGUAUCCUCCAGGUCAACGCACUGGAUCGCGAUCAGGGGGAAAAUGCUGAAUUCUACUACUACCUGGCAAACGAGGAACCGAAGGGAGCUUUCGUGGUUGAUCACGUGUCCGGUUGGAUCGUAGUCAAUGACGAAACCUUCCUGGAUAAGGAAACUCGCAGCUCGCUGCGUAUGACGGUUAACGCUAUGGAACGCGUCGAACAGGUUGAUCGCAGCCGAAACUAUGGCACAGUUCAGGUGGCGAUCACGCUGCUGGACACGAACGAUAACACGCCGGAGUUUGAGCAAGGUACGUUGUACGAGUUUAAAACAAACUGUACUGCGGGAGUGGGAACUAAGGUCGGUACGAUCAAAGCUAAAGAUCCGGAUGAUUUGGGGAAUGGUCGAGUUCAGUAUCGUGUUAAAAAUGUACGACCCAAUCUGGUGAUCCCGUUUAGGGUGGAUCCGGACACGGGGGACAUCAUUGUGUCGGAUCCAUUGACAUACGGAAAAAUUGCCUUUUUUGUGGAAGCUCGCGAUCAACCCCUGAAUCCAUCGGAGUCCAGAUUCAACGUUGCGCUGAUCACGAUCGACAUCGUGUGUCAAUCGAUCGAGGACAUUGAGUUUAUCGGUGCUCCGUACGAGUUCUGGGUCGGAGCGGACGCAGCCGUCGGGGCUUCGGUUGGACAAAUUAGAACAACUUUUGAUAUGAACACCGACGAAGAGAUCUUCUUCGAUUUACUGCAUUCUUACGCGGAAGGAGUUCCCUUCGCGAUCGAGGAAAGAUCCGGAAUCGUCACCGUGAUCGAGGGUAUGGAUAAAUUUGAUCGCCGUUGCUACGAGUUUGAAACCGUUGUUUCUUAUCUUCCAAAUGCCGACGGCCGCAUCAUGGAAGAGCUAACACCAGAAGCGUACAACAACCUCGAAAAGAUCAUCGUCACAAAUGUAACCAUUCACGUCAUCAAACAUAACUUUAUGCUGCUACGAGGAACCAACUCCACGCCGAUAGAGUUCAAAAUCAAAGAGAACAAACCGAACGCAAUCAUCGGCCAGCUAAAGUUCCAAGACUUCCAGGAACAGUGCGACGCGGAUGAAAAAGGUCUACCGCCGUUGAUUUCUGUCCGAGGCGAACGAAACCGCAAUGACCGGCAAGUCUUUACCCUGAACAGCAAAAACCGAACUCGCUACGGAAGAAGAUUCAUUCGCGAAGCGAACCCUGACUACGUCCAGCUCUACCCGCUGGUGACCUUCGACGCUCUGUACACGUCCAACGCAUCCCGCAAAGCCCGCAAUUCCAGGUAUUCGCAAACACCGACCAGUGGCGUUCAGUACUCCCUGAUCAACAGUUACGACGUGACCGACUUGAUCCGACUCACCAACGACGGCAAACUGAUGACCGUCAAGGGGUUGGAUCGCGAAAAACAGGACACCAUCAAGGUUACCAUCAUUGCCGAGUACUUCUACAAACAUCGCACCUUCGCCGGCAUUUACCAGGUGGUAAUCCUCGUCGAAGACGAGAACGACAACCCGCCAAAGUUCAACCAACCCUUCUAUCUAGGGGUGAUCGCGGAAAACUCUCCGAUCGGCACCGAAAUCGUUUUGAGCAAUCCGAUCAUCAUCACCGAUCCGGACGCCGGAAUCAACUCCGAGUACGAUCUGAUCCUUUCGGGUGAGUCCAACUCUUUUGCCGUCCAGUUUUCGAACUCUACUCUGUCGAAUUACAACAAAACAGUGGCGCACAUCUUUAAGAACCUACAGAUUGCCAAUGUUGAUGCCAGCAAUGAAAUGGCCAACCGGCGGACGGACUUCCACGCAAAACCAGUCGAGGGAGGCAACGGAUCUACGCCGCACUAUAACAUCCUGUUUAUGGGACCGAACAAGCUGGAUCGGGAAGAAAUUGACAGCUUGAGUUUGAAGAUGAUGGCAACCGAUAACGAUAGUUUGACCUCCGAGGUCGAGCUACGGAUCUUGAUUCUGGACGUUAACGACAAUCCACCGAUCUUCGAAAAGGUUGCGAUCUUCCGUAAAAGUCGGUGUGAAAUGAUUGAGAAUAGCAGCGAUUUGGAGUUGUUUUAUCUGGACGAACUGGAAACGGAAGUGUUACCGGAGUUUGUGGAAAUGGAACGGGAGGUAGGUCGAUUCGGCUACGGGGUGGAAAGUUUGUUUGAAAUGGUCCAAUCGGCUCCGUAUAUUGGCAUACCAAGGCUUUUCGAUGGGCAGUUGAUGAUGGCGAAUCGAUCGCCAGGGGGGUACCGGCGAAAAGUUUACAAACCCAAGGCUAAACUGCGGAGCGGGGUUCGGAAUACUCGUGCGGUCGGUAGGAAGCCGGCGUUGAGAUUUUCGCUUCCGGAGAAUGUCGAUGUGGGUAAGGUGAUCCUGAAGCUGACAGCGAGUGAUGAUGAUUUCGAGAAGAACUCGAAGGUUUACUACGAAAUUGUGAAUCAGGAAAAGUGGCCCGCUCAGAAUAGGAGCAACUAUUUCAAGAUUGAUCGGAAUUCUGGAGAAUUGAAGGCGGUGCAGCGACUGCCACCGGAGAGAGAGAUCAGAUUAAAUGUUUCCGCGAAGGAUGUCGGUGGGUUGGCGGACGUAAUCGGUUUGGAGUUUAAGAUCUACGAUGUAAACGACAACUCGCCGGUCUUCGAGAAGCAAUGGUACACAUUCAGGGUAGAGGAAGGAAAUUACCCGAUUACGGGGACGCGACUUGGUCAGGUCCGGGCGACCGAUGAGGAUCUAGGAAUGAACGGGAACGUGAGCUAUCUUCUGCUGGCAGAAGAUGACGCAAAGAUACCGUUUUCCAUCUCUCCGCUGGACGGGACGAUUCGGGUAUCUGGGGAAUUAGAUCGCGAAACAGUUUCCUCGUAUAACUUCAGAGUGUUGGCUUCGGAUAACAAUUUAGACCUGAAGCGAUCGGCUAUGGUAGAUGUGGAGGUGAUCGUUCUGGACAAAAAUGACAACAGCCCGGAGUUCACGGCGUACGAUGAUCUACAGUACGAUCGAGCGAGUAUGAAACGACAACCGCUGUACGUAUCCUACAUCAACAUCAACGCUAAACCGGGAACAUUCGUCAAGCAGGUACAGGCGAGAGACAACGACUUCAAGGAAAACGGUAACGGAUUGGUGAUCUUCUCCCUGACGGGUCAAAACGAUCUGCUACAUUUUAACAUAGACCCGAAGGAAGGCGUGAUCGUAACGGCAAUGAAAUUCAUUCCACCAGCCAGUAGGAAGAGCUAUCAACAUAUCAACGUAACGGUGGUUGCUUCGGACUUUGGAACGCCUCCUCGAUCGAGUACGGCUUUGCUGAUCGUUAACCUGCAGGGUAGUCCCGAGCGUUCAAAUGAAGCCGAAGAGAAGGUCCCACUGUUUCCAUACAAGUACUACGAACUCGAACUGCGUGAGAAUGACCACGCUCCGAAGAUCGUACUGAACGUCACCCUGAACAAGAAGUACACAAACGAGGCCUUCCGAUGGCAGAUUCUGAACGAAGAAUACGGCGAGAAAUUCAGGAUUGACGAACGGAACGGAUCGUUGUGGAUGCUGCAGCCUCUGGAUCGAGAGGAGCAAGAUUCGUACGAGAUCAAAAUUAAGGUGGAAAAGCUGCGGGUUCGCGAGAGUCGAAACAUUCCGAGUGUUCUGUACGCUUUGGAGAAUCCGGUGAGGAAACGCACGCAAAAGCUGUUCGACAACGAGGUCGAGAUCCUGGUUAAGGUGAUGGAUGUCAACGACAAUUCACCGAUCUUCCGGGAAAACGACGGUCCGAUCAUUGCGGUUGUACCCGAUCGAGCCAACUACGGUUACCCGGUGCUGAAAGUUGAGGCCUACGAUGCGGAUAUCGCCGGCAACGGAGAGAUUCGUUACUCGCUGUUGAACGAACCUGCUCGAUUGUUCAGCAUCGACGCGUUGAGCGGUCAGAUACGUUUGCUGAGUUCACUUGUGACGUUCCAAGAUCAGGUCUUUGGGUUCGACGUCAAGGCAACGGAUCGGGUGGGUGCCGACGACGGGAAGUCCACCAUUGCGAACGUGUUUGUGUACGUGCUGAACGCGCACCAGGAGGUUUGUAUGGUACUGUCCGGAGCACCGGUGGAAGUCGAGAAGCAGAUGGGAAUGAUCACGGCUAGCUUGAGCCUUGCGACCGGGUACGACGUUCGGAUACGGGCGUUGGAGAGUAAUGACAAAGUGGAGGAUGCCACAAAUUUAUACCUAUAUGCCAUAGAUCGAAGGUCCAACUCGUUAGUGGACAUGGCUGAAUUGCAAAGAUCACUUGCCUCGCUCGAUAUGUCCAAUUUGAAGCCAAAUUUGCCGAUAAUCGAACUUACCGAGCUGGCAUCCAAUGCCCUGGAGCCGCACUCGUACGAUGCGGGUAUGAAGGGAAUCGAACUGGCAACCGUGGUCAUCGCGGGACUGAUAUUUGCCGGUGGAACGGCUACGGCCCUGUGCAUCGCAUGCGCCCGUUACCGUCGCCUAAUUCCGCUGCCGAACCUAAGCGGUGCGAACGGAUCCCAGGACGUCCGGGCGACGGGUAUGCGCAACACCGUCUCAACUCUGGGCGGUGCCAAUAACAACAAUAGCAACAACAACAACAACAACGCCAACAACAAUAACACCGGCAGUAGCCUUGGUGGCAGCAUCAGCCGACCGAUUGCCCGAGUCGACAUACAGCCGGUGAUAACCCGGGCGGAUCUGAAAAACUCAAUCUUCCACCCGAACUUUCACCGACAAUUCGUGACCAACAUCAGUACCGAGUCGGCGGUUCCCGUUCCGCCGGGCAAUGAUGAAAACAAUAGUGAUAGCUACGAAGAUUCGCUGAAGGAUUCACUGACGUCCAACACGAGUCUAUGACGAGACGGGAACGCUCCCCCACCCUGCCGGGGGAGCCACCAUCACCGGUGCCACCCCCGCCACAGCCAGCUGUACAGAAUAGCCGAUAGGAGGAACCAAAAAUUUUAAACAAAACGCACUGCUGACGCAAGCCAAUUUUCGCCGCAGCAGAGAAAAAGUAUUAUUUGUUAUCUAAUGUUUAAGCAUGUGUGCUGAGAUUGUGUACGAGACAGAGAGAGAGUGCGAUUAUGCCAGACGGGACGAGUGUGACUUCGAAGUGCAAUCGAUGAAACCAGUGACAAAGAU